AGUUGCAAGGGGGAGCGAAGAGGGAUUUAAAGGAUGGGCAGGGGGCCGUAAGGGGUUAACACACGCAGAGGAGAAGAGAAGAGCGAGAAAAAAGAAAGAAACAAGAGGGAGGGAGAGAGAAACAGAUCCAAACCCAGCGAGUCUCCUUGGUGUGAGGUUCCUUGGCCACUAACGUGUGCGCACGACUCUCGUGGCACCAUGAGUUCGUGCAGCAGUCGUGCAUUGACCAUCCUGUCCACGGUGUUCGGGGCCUGCGGGCUGCUGCUGGUAGGGGUAGCUGUGUCCACAGACUACUGGCUCAUAAUGGUGGAGGGAAUCAUCCUGCAGCAGAAUCAGAGCAUGGAGGUCAAGAUGGCACUCCAUUCAGGUCUCUGGAGGGUUUGCUUUGUAGCUGGAGCCGAAAAUGGGAGAUGCGUUGCUUCAGAAUACUUCACUGAACCUGAUAUAGAGAUCACCACUGAAAACACUGCAAACAUCCUCAAGAUGGUCCGUACAGCUACGCCUUUCCCAAUGGUAUCGCUGCUCUUCGUCUUCACAGCCUUCGUCAUCAGCAACAUCGGACACAUCCGGCCUCAGCGCACCAUCCUUGCUUUUGUGUCAGGAAUCUUCUUCAUCCUCUCAGGCCUCAGUCUGGUUGUGGGCCUGGUGCUCUACAUCUCCAGUAUUAAUGAUGAGGUGAUGAACCGGCCCAGGGAGCCCGAGCAGUUCUUCAAUUACCACUACGGCUGGUCCUUUGCCUUCGCUGCCUCUUCCUUCUUACUCAAAGAGGGUGCUGGGGUGCUCUCAGUCUAUCUGUUCAUGAAGCGUUACGCAGAGGAAGAGAUGUAUCGCCCUCACCCUGCCAUCUACCGUCCCCGCCUGUCUGACAGCAGCGACUACAGCGGCCAGUACCUCCACCCGGAGUCCUCUUGGCCUCCCCCGAAGAGAGGACGCAGCACCUCAGAGGCCUCCAGCGACAUCUCCAUUCAGCUUAACCAGACACCGCCAGCACCACAAAAGAGCAGUCUCCAAGUCUGCGGUCAGGACAGCCCACCAUCUAUUUCUUCUUCUCCUGGGAGCUACCAGAUGCAGAUGCAGCCGCAGUCUCUCGGCUAUCCGUCCACACAAACCCUGCCCAGGUCACACUCCUCACACCCCCAGGGGCAAGCUCUUCCAAUGGCCAUGCCUCCAUCCCCCAUACCACCCCCUCACUAUCACACACAUGUGCACAUGAGCGCCUCCCCCUGUUAGGAAGAGGGAGCUUCAGAAGGAGAGGCAGAGACUGACUCUUCAUAAUCACCUGUACUGUAUAUCGACAUUUGGAUUUGAGCAAAUCCUGAGCUUGGAUCACACAUCUUUGGAAGUUGAAAUGGGAGUAGAGGGAUGCGCAAGUUGGAAGUGUGGCUUUUGGGACGUUACGAACCAAUAACAACAGUUGUGGAAGCUGAAAGAGAUUAUUUUACAAAGCUGCAAAUAUUUUCCAGAGACUGUGAUGGACUGCGAGAAACAAAUAUGAAUGAAAUGGGAAGAGGAAAAUAAUAAUUUCACGUUGUCAAAGUCAAACAGGGGGAAAAUGUUUCCUAGAAAGACGUAAGAGGUUAGGUUGAGUGGCAGAGAAGAUACAAGGGUGGGAGAAGGAGCGAGAGCAAGAGGCUGCAGUAAAAUACCAAAAUACUGCAGUGCUGCGGGAAAUUUGUAUGCACUUGGAAAUGUACAAUGCAAAACACAGAUUUUCCAAUACUGAGAAUGCACAGUUUUUUACAGUUCAUGCCAAUACAUGGAUUAUGUGUGUUUUUACCAAAUCCUAAAUGUCCAUUACUUACAAUGUCAAGAUGGCGUUUUCAGAAUGAUUAUCUAAAAAUAUUAAUUACAAAGUCAUUUUGAAAUCACAUUGUACAGUAUACGAAUGUUGUUUAACUUUGUUUAAAAAAGAAAAAGCAGAGAAAAGUGAUUAUGAAUUAUCUUACGGAUAACUUAUUGUUUUAUAUAAUUGUUAAAAACACACAUUUUUAACUUGUACAUAAUUGCACACGAGUAAAUUAUAAACAACCCAAUCAAAAUCAAAUCAAGAAAAACGUCGGACUCAUUUUGCUGGAGAUGAAGAGACUACUACAAGCACAUGAAAGCAGCAACACGCCCGCUGAAUGCAGAGCUGCUGCUGUGGAGGAGGAACCACCCUUCCCCGUUACAGGACUAUGGCGCCCUCUAGCGGCCACGGCCGUUCACUGACUCUGGACCAGGUGUCUCACCCACUACUCAUGUUAUCUUGUGUUAAUUGACCUGCACUGUGUGUUACUGCUUGAGGCAGAGGAGAUAAAUUAAAAUGUUGUCCAUCCAGAGUAGUAAAUUAUCAUGAAAUGAAGGAUCAACUGUACUUUAAGGACUGUUUGAGAAUGUUUUGUAAGGCUUUGUAGCUGUUGGUCUAUCUGUGAAACCCACAUGAUGAAGGUAGUCAUUACAUUUAUACUACUGUUUAAACAAAAAUACUACUGUUUGGGAUUUGCAGGUCCUCCAUUUAUCUUUUCACUGAAUUUACACUUUUUGUUUGUUUUAUUCCAAUAUACAGCAAGCACAGCCCUCUGCAAAACAUGAUCGGGUGUUUCUUCGGUCUGAAAUAUUACUCAGUGUUGGGAUUUGAUUAGGGUUUAUUGCCAACCAACCUUGUCAAACGUAAAAAUGCGCACUUUAUGUUCAACAGAGGCUCCUCAGUCUUAUAUUUUGUGACAGCAUAAUUACCAUAGUGUUUAUAUAGUGUCUGAACAAUUUGUACAGAUUAAAUACUCAAAUACUUUUUAUUAUUAUUUAUUCUAUUUUUUUUUCAGCUGUGUUAGAAACAAAAGAUAAGAUUCAUUGUCAAUUAUCUCCAGCAUCCAUGUCUUCACAAAAUAUCAGGACAAAAAAACUUUUUUUAAAAGCAGUUUUGCACCCAAAAAGGAGCUUUCUAUUACACUGCAUGCUUAAAUUAGCAUAUUAGAGGCUUGACACCACAAACAUACAGACCAAUUAAAAGGUAAGCAAGACGCCUGCAAAUGAAUCAAUAGAAUAAUCAGCUAAUCAUCUAACUUCAUUGUAUCUCCUUUUCUAAGAGAGAAUGAACUUUUAGUUUGUUUAUACUGCAUCUUAAUCACAGAUUAAAUGUGGGGGUUUAAUUGCAGAAGAGAUUUUGCAGACAUUUGAAAACAUAAUACUCAGUUCAAGUAGUUCUUCUUAUACUUUAGAAUAUUGCACAGCAAGAUCAGAAAUAUCAGCGCAUCAAUUUAAUUUACAAUUAUUAUGUCUUCUUUGUUUUAAGGAACACUAUUAUGUUGAUAUAUGUUUUUAUAAUGUGAGUUAGAUGACUGUGUCAUUGAGAACUUGCUGGUUUAAUCAUGGCCAUAGUUCAGAAGGGGAAACAAACUCAUGCUGGAUAGAAAUGAGAGACUCACAUGGACAAAUACGAUCUGGCCUUUCUGAUAUAUCACUGACCUUUUUUGUAUGUAUGAAGUCUCAUAUAUUUACCUGUUUUGUUGUUUGAGCUAAAAUCCAGCAUAAGCGCAGCCCCAUGCUGUUGACUGCUGUUAGUUAGAGGGAAAAGUGCCUUGCUCACAGGCACUUUGGCAGUGGCUUUUGAAGAAGAUCAAAAAUAUUUCUGCGGCCAAUAUCCAUCAGCGCUUUCUAAUUAAAAUCUGCUACAUUGACCUUUAGAGUACUGUGUGACUCCAUCAUGACCUGUAGAAAAUAGGAGACUCUGUUCUCCUCUACAUUAAUAACUUCUCUCUUUUAGUUUCUGGAACCAUUUAACAAUAUUUCUUAAACGGCAGCAUUUAUUUACUUUUUUAUCCAUAUUCUUCUUUUUCCCCUCUGUAUCCUCAACCUUUUUCUUUGCCUGUAUGUGGUUAUAUAAAGGAGUGUAGCUUCCUUCUGCAUAAAGCUUUGUGCCCUUGCUUAAGACCCUCUUAGGAACUAAAAAAAACACAAAAACAAAACAAAAGUAAAAUAAAUGCUUCCCAAUGCUUCAAUAAGACUGCUGCUGUAUAAUCUGAGAUAACAUGAUUCAGUAGAAA
Cololabis saira (Pacific saury) is the source of this 4022-nucleotide messenger RNA. RefSeq names its product calcium channel, voltage-dependent, gamma subunit 7b (gene cacng7b). Gene Ontology annotation, cellular component: postsynaptic density membrane; AMPA glutamate receptor complex. The transcript is spliced from 6 exons. Gene Ontology annotation, molecular function: voltage-gated calcium channel activity; channel regulator activity. The coding region runs from base 199 to 1230 and encodes 343 amino acids. NCBI's taxonomy places the organism in Eukaryota, Metazoa, Chordata, Actinopteri, Beloniformes, Belonidae. The record is from RefSeq and is a predicted model, not a curated record. Gene Ontology annotation, biological process: regulation of AMPA receptor activity; transmission of nerve impulse; neurotransmitter receptor internalization.